This is a messenger RNA of Diorhabda sublineata, 2852 nucleotides long. RefSeq names its product membrane-associated guanylate kinase, WW and PDZ domain-containing protein 1. Gene Ontology annotation, molecular function: protein binding. The transcript has 4 exons. The coding region runs from base 430 to 2760 and encodes 776 amino acids. Gene Ontology annotation, biological process: signal transduction. NCBI's taxonomy places the organism in Eukaryota, Metazoa, Arthropoda, Insecta, Coleoptera, Chrysomelidae. The record is from RefSeq and is a predicted model, not a curated record. Gene Ontology annotation, cellular component: cytoplasm.
GAUUCCCGAAUGAACGCACCUUAAUAGGUAAUUAAGCUAUAAUGGUUGUUGAUGUCAACGACGUCAAUGUCAAGUAUUUUAUAUGCAAUAUUUUUGUUUAUUUUUUAGAUGUUUAGGUAAUCUACGGAUUACAAGUACAAAGUUAAAAGUGUAAUUUAAAGUGAAUGUAAUGUGUAUUAAGUGUAAACCAAAAGUUAUUGUUGAUGUUUUCCGUUAAAGUUGUGACGUUACACUUUCAGAGUGUCAAUCAGCUUUAUUAAAUUAUGUUUAUAUUUCUUUAAAGUAUGUCAACAAAUAUGAUGGAAAAGUUUUUAGAGGAAAGAACACAAAAAUACCAAUUUCUGAAAUGUUUAUAUACAAUGCAAAUAUUAUUAUAAGCCGAGUUUUAAAAAUUAAUUGUGCCUAUGAAAUUGUUAAAAUUCAUUUAUUAUGAGUCACACAAAGGAACACAACCCCCUUUCCCAACCUUUAAGAGUUGAAACUGAUGGUACACUACACCCCGGAGAAGAUACAUACUUCGGUGAUGUAAAUAACCAUAAUGAUAAUUUGGAUUCCUUGGGCCCUCUACCUCCCAAAUGGGAAAAAGCUUAUACUGAGAGUGGAGAAGUAUAUUUUAUAGAUCAUUCUACUGGUACAUCACAUUGGUUAGAUCCUCGAUUAUCAAAAUUUCAGAAAAAAACUUUAGAAGACUGUAUGGAUGAUGAGCUGCCAUAUGGCUGGGAAAAGAUAAGUGAUCCUCAUUAUGGUACAUAUUUCAUAGAUCAUGUCAAUAGAAGAACUCAAUAUGAAAACCCUGUCAUCCAAGCAAAAAGAGCAGCUUCACAGGCAUCUGCAAGAGUUAGUAGAAUAUCUUUUACAAAAGAUCCAUCAGAAUUAUGUGGUCAACGUUUCAAAACUUCUCUAGUUAAGUCAUCUAGAGGCUUAGGUUUUACUAUUGUAGGAGGAGAUGAUGGAGUAGAUGAAUUUCUCCAAAUAAAAUCUGUAGUGCCUAAAGGCCCAGCAUGGGUAGAUGGACAGCUACAAACAGGAGAUGUAAUCGUAUUUGUUAAUGAAACAUGUGUUCUUGGUUAUACACAUAACCAAAUUGUUAGACUAUUUCAAUCCAUUAGUGUUGGUUCAACUGUAGCUUUAGAAGUUUGUCGAGGUUAUCCUUUGCCUUUUGAUCCAAAUGAUCCAAAUACAGAAGUAGUAACUACUAUAGCUGUGGAUACACAUUUACAACCUGUUUCUGAUGAAAAAUGUUUAGUUGACAAGAAUUAUAAUUUUGUUGAGGGAGAAGAAAUCUCUCAUAAUGAUAAGACUAUUUUAGAUUCUAGUAAUGAUAUAGAUGAGCUCUUGAAAGGCAUGGGAAAUAUUUCAGUUAGCAAAAUAGAUGUAAAUGUAAGAAUAGUUAAGGGAAAUUUAGGAUUUGGAUUUACAAUAGCUGAUAGUGCAUGUGGGCAAAGAGUUAAAAAAAUUCUCGACCACCAACGCUGUAAAAACUUACAGGAAGGUGAUAUACUUAUAGAAAUAAAUGAUAUUUCAUUACAAAAUAUGUCUCACGAUGAAGUGGUACAAGUCUUGAAAAACUGUCCUUAUAAUAGUGAAGCUAGCAUAUGUGUUCAAAGAGGAUGCUCAACAAAAACGCCCACAGUUAGAAAUAAACCCAGAAAAUUAGAUAUUCGUCAUAAUGGCAAGGAUGUAUGUAAUGCAUAUAGAAGCAAAACACCAACAGCUGAUAUUUAUAGUACUCAACCUAGAGAAGUUCUCCCAAGUAGACCUAAAACUCCUUUGGUAGAUACAAGGGGUUUAUCCAAAACUCCAAUUAAAGAUAUUAACUCCAAUCAAGAAGUUUUCAAAUGUGACUAUGACAAUAUUAACACUGAUAGAUCUCGAUUACGUUUAUCACUCAUUGAUAACCGAGAGGAAGACAUAGAUAAUCUAGAUUUAGUCCUUGAAACCCAAAAUAAAUCUGUGGAAGAAUUAGAUAAGUUUAAUUUAUAUAACCCUGUAUCUCAUAGAUAUGAUUGCUCUUGUGCUUAUUGCUCAAAUCCCCGUUCAGCAUUAGUUGAAUCCAUUGACACCUAUGAAAAUGCCAAAAAAUAUAAUGGAAACGAUUGGUGGUAUCCCUCCCCUAAUAUAGAAUAUGUAACAACAGCAAUCACAUUAAACAGACAAGAGACUGGAUUUGGAUUUAGAAUAAUAGGAGGGAUAGAAGACAAAUCUCAAGUUGCUGUUGGGCACAUAGUAGCAGGAGGCGCAGCAGAUUUGGAUGGAAGAAUAAGGUCUGGAGAUGAAAUAGUAAGUGUAGAAGGUUAUUCUGUUAUAAAAGCUUCACAUCGACAAGUAGUCCAACUCAUCAAUGCAGCAGCAGCAAGAGGUCAAGUUAAUCUCAUUCUCAGAAGACGUAUAAAUCCUCAAAUACCUAUUAGUAGUGGAAAUUGGCAGGCUGAAAAUUAUCCCCAACUGUCUACAGUCAAUAUGAAUUUUAUAUCCAGCAACUCUCAUCCUACCACAACAUAUGAAGUUACAGUCCAAAGGACAGAAAAUGAAGGAUUUGGAUUUGUCAUCAUUUCAUCUGCAAACAAAAUAGGAUCUACAAUUGGUCGAUUAAUAGAGGACAGCCCAGCAGAAAAAUGUGGAAAAUUGCGAGUAGGGGAUUACAUAGUUGCUGUAAAUCACAUAGACAUUAUGCAUUUAAGUCACGGUGAUAUUGUGAAUCUCAUUAAAGAUUCUGGUCUCUCUGUCACUUUAACAAUUGGAACUCACUCUGAUCUUUGAUUAAGAUAUAUAUUGUUUUAUGUAAAACUGAUUAUACAUUAGAAGUAAAAUGAGAAAAGACUAAUAUGAAUUAAAAUUACACAAAUAACCUA